AGUAGUUUAAAUAUUAUAAAUAUUUAAAAUAAUAAAUAGUUUAAAUUACCAUUUACAUUUUCAUCUAAGAGUCUUAAUUAUAUUUAAACUAUUUUGAGACCAUAAUACAUAUUCAUAUUCUACCCUUAUAAGAAGUGUUUGUAAUUAUAGUAACCCCAUUCUGAUUCAUUAUUCAUUUGUUUACCCCCAUUUUUAAAUACUUCUCAUCGCCCCGGUUUCUCUAUCCCAAAAAAUGAAUACUGUUCUCAAAAUCCAGAGAAAAAUUCAAAAUUCAGUCCAACUUCAAACCCAAAUUUACAAAGAACAAAUCACGGAGCUCCAGAAACAGCUUGGUGGCAAACCGACUACAGCAGCUGAGCCGGAUCUUUUAGUCAGAGAAACAGAAACGACAGUCCAGCUGAACAUCGAAAUCGAUCGUCUGAAGGCAGAAAUUCUCGAAAAAGACCAGAAGCUGCACCUGACUGACGAGCUCAAACAGUCGCUGGAAGAUGAGGUCAGUAAGCUGCACGAGCGAUUGGCCGAGACGGAGAAGAAUUUGGACAUCAAGGUGUCCAGCUACAACAUCAGCGAGCAGUGCCUUAAGGAGAAGAUCACCUAUUUGGAGGGUCGGGUCGAUGAGCUGGAAGUUGAGUUGACCACUAAAGAUGCCGAUCUGGAGAAGCAAUAUCUGGAGCUGAAAAAUGCCGAAAGUAAUCUGGAUGAGGAGAUCUCUCACCUGCAGAGCGAUCUUAAAAACAAGGGAGAGCUAUUAGGGGAGCGAGAAAAACAGGUGGAGAAACUCACGGAAGAAGUUCAAACGCUACUGGCAGAUAUUCGACAAAGAGAUGUCAAACUGUUGAAAGGUGAGAGUGGGUUGAAGACGGUUCUCGAAGAGAAAGAUAGCACAAUUGGAAGGCUAAACAAAGAACUAGAGCAGUUGAAAACAAAAGAGAAACUAUCUGAAGAAAGUCUCUCUGCCAAGGAGAAGCUACUCUCGGAUCUAACAGCCAAAUUGGUUAGCACGGAAGAACAGGUUAAGCAGCAUGAAAAUCAACUCAAGGAGGUUUCAAAUAAGGCUCAAUCACUUGAGGAGAGUUUGGGCGGGAAAGAGAAGCUACUAGCAGACAAAGAAGCUGCGCUUGCUAAAAUACAGGAUGAUUUGAAGAACAGCUCCGCAGGAAGUGAGCAACAGCAGGUGCUCUUGCGUUCGAAGGAAUCCGAGCUGGAACAAAAACAACAAGAGAUUGAUUCCAAACAAUACAAAAUCAAAACCCUGGAAACGUCUCUCGCCGAGUUGACUAAAAAACUUGAAGACAUCAUUCAAGAGAACAACGAUAGACAAACAAAGCAUCAAGAAGCUCUUGAAUUUGAGGCAAAAUCCAAGCAAGAACUGUGCAAAAAACUUGCCAAUUAUGAGACUGAACAACUUGCCAAAGAUAAACAGAUGGAAGAGAGUGAAAUACUUGUUAGCGCUCUCCAAAGUGAACUCAAAGAACUCAACGCGGCCAAAGCUAGUCUAGCGAAAGAGCUGGAAGAAACGCGAAACAGCUUUGCUGAUCGUGGAAGCACCCUAGGAAAACUGACUGAGGAGCGAUCUCUCCUCAGUGAACAGCUCGAAAAACUGAAAACGGAAUCAGCGGGUGCUGUAGCUCUCCUAGAAGAACGCCUGAAAAAUGCUCAAAAAACUCACGAAGAACAACUUGCCAAACGAGACCAGGAGCUAGAAAAACAAAUUGCCACCAAAGAGAACACUAUCUCUGAAUUGGAAACAUCUUUGGAAAAACUACGCCAAGACACCGUUGAACUCCGGAUGCAACUCGAACAAUCCAAUUCGACUGGAAAAUCUACUUCCGAUGAACUGAAUGCCAAAUCCACAACCAUCAAGGAGCUCAACAAGCAACUAGAAACGCUCAAAUCAGAACUUUCCACAAAAGCUGAUCAAAACGAAAAACUCAAUCAAAGCCUUCGGGACACUCAAAGCAAGCUGCAAACAAACGAAGAGGAACUCGCUCGUCAGCAAGAGACAAACGGUAAACUAGAGAUCGAACACGCCGAUCUCAAACGUAAAAUGGAAGCACUGGAACAGAAAACAACCCAGUUGCAGCAGCAAAAAUCAGAUCUGGUGAAGGAAAUCGACGCUCUGCGCUCGACAACUUUAGAUUCCAAUUCGGAACUGGCAAAGACUUCCGAUGAACUUAAAUCUAAGCAAAAAGCCUUGGAGGAGCUGCGAGAUUUGUUCGAUUCCACGAAAAUCGACAUGGAACGACGACUGGACGAAACGAAUCAAACGAAUGCUGGUUUAAGCGAGCAGAUCGAACGACUGCGGAACGAAAUGCAGCAGAUUUCUAGUCAGAAGAUUGAUCGAGAGAACGAGCUUAAUGUUGAACUGGCGAAGAUCAAGGAAACGGCUGAGGUGGAGAAAGAGAAUUUGGUACAGGAAAUAGCCGGUUUGAAGGCAAGCUUCGAGGAAGAGAGGAAUCGGCUGCUGAAGGAAGCCAGCGAAAAGGUGGCUGAGUUCGAAAAAAUGAAAGAAGAAUUCAGCAAAACCAAAGUGGAAUUCGAAAAUUUGGUUAAAGAGUUGAACGGAAAAUUGGAUGGUUUGAAAGAGUCGUCUGGAAAAGAGCGUCAAGAAUUAGAAGAUAAGUUGCGAGAGCACAGUAUUGCGGAAGAAAAUUUGAAAGUACAACUGGAACAGUUAAAAAAAGAGGAGCAAUCGCUGAGAGGCUCACUGGCGGAGUUGAGACAAUCGAUGGAGAAAGGCAGUCACGAGUUGUCGGAACAGUUGGAUACCAAAAACACCAAAAUUACUGAGCUCGAAAAGGAUCUCAGCUCCUUGCGAGAGCAACUCGGUAAAAAAGAGCAGGAGUGCAAUGAAUCUGCACAGAAGCUAGAACAAAACGCUCUAUCGCAAUCGGAUCUUUUGAAACAACUCGAAGGUUUCCUGGAGCAAAUACAACAACUCACGAGCUCGAAACAAGAAACUGAAACCUCUCUUAAAGCUCUCUCUGAAGAGAUAAAUGCGUUAAAAGAGAAAUACACUGAGAUGGAAGAGGAACAAGUGGAUUUGGUUGAUCGUGAGCAAACACUUCAACGGAAAGCGGCGCUCUACGAAGAACAACUCGCGGAAGCUCAAACUCAGUUAGAAAGUCAGAAAGAAGAGCUGACAGUGAAGUCUACUGAACUCUCGGAAACGAAUGAGAAACUUGGAACAGUUCAGGCUCAAUUGGACCAGGAAAGUGCCCGCUUAAGCGGCGUCGUUUCUGAACAAGAGAAGCAAAUUCUUCAGUUGAAUACUAUGUUGGCAGAAUUGUCACCCCUGGUAGAGCAGCUACAAAAAGCGGAAGCCAAAUUAAACGAACAAGAGCAACUGAUCAAGCAGAAACAGGAAAAUGAACAGAAGCAGGGUGUUGAGCAAGAAUCGCUGCAGAAAGCAAUGCAAGAACGGAAUGAGACUCUGACGCAGAAGGAUUCGGAAAUAAAACAGCUUCGCGAGGGUCUUAAUUUGAAGAACUCAGAAAUUCAAGAGCUGACCAAUAAACUUCAAACAGUAGACAAGAGUCUCGCUGAAAAGUCAGAACAAAAUACGAAAUCUUCGGCAGAAGCUAACAGUUUGCGAGAAGAGUUGGAGAAAUCCAAACAAGCAGCAAAGGAACAAGACGACAAACUCAAAGAACAAAGUAGAAAACUUCACGAGCUAGAAACAAAACUCAGUGCCCAGACUUCUCAAUUCGAUGAACUGUUGAACAAGAAGAAGUCUUCCGAAACGGAAAGUUCACAGAAACUGCACGAACUGAACCAGAAGCUACUUGACCUGGAAAGCAUCAAACAACAGGAAGUAACCAAAUUAGAAGCGAGACUUGCCGAAACCGUCACCAGGUUGGAAAAGGAAGCCGCCGAAUCCGCAAAGUUCGUCGGAGAAAUGCGAUCCGUCGAAAAGCGGCAGCAAGACCUCGACUGCAUUAGGCAGGAACUCGAACUGAAGGAGACCGAGAUGCAAAUUUCGAGCCGAAAACUGCACAAAGAGGUCGAGCUGCUUCGGUCCCAGUUACAAUCGAAAGACAGUGAAAUUCGCAGGCUAUCACAAGAGCUCGUCAAUGCAGCUUCUCAGAAAUCUGUGCAAACGACUGCUUUUGCCAUCGCAGAUGGAGACGAAGAUACGACAGCACAAAUCAGCUUCCUUAACUCGAUCAUUGCCGAUAUGCAGCGAAAGAAUGAUAAACUCACCCUGAGGAUUCAAGCCUUGGAACAGACCAGUAUCGAGGGAAAUAGUCACAACUUGAGCUUCGAGUUCAGCAAACGGAAGCCGGCCCCACGAGUAUUCUGUGACAUCUGUGACGAGUUCGAUCAGCACGAAACUGAAGACUGUCCGAAGCAGUGCUCCGAUAGUCCACCGGAAUCGCUCAAACAUCCCUCGGGAGAAGCGAAGGAGCGGAAGGUUCCUCCGCCGAGGAAAUACUGCGAGGGCUGUGAAGUUUUCGGCCACGAGCUCGGUGAAUGUCCGGAUGACGAAACGUACUAAGAAAAGAAACAACCACCACCAAAAGAAGAGUUCCUCCAAUCCCUUUGCUCGAUUCGGGGGAACCAAAAACAAACCGAACUGGAAAAAAGAGGCAAACGGGAAGAAAUUGCUAUUUAAUUUGAGACCGGAUAAUGGCAGCUGGCUGACGGAAAUUUUCCGCCGUCUCUGUUUGGAAGGAGUGUACCCGAGCCGAGCCGAUAGCCGGAAAAUCGCGCAUGCUUUCCUCUGCCCUUGGAAACGCGAGAGGAAUGAAAAAAAAUGGGGGAAAAAGCUCUCAAAAUGUGGAAUGAAACGGAUGUUUAUGUUAAGAGACUUUGUCUUGUUAAUUCCUUGGGGCGAGAUAGGUUUAGAAAAAGGAGAAAAAGUGACUAGCGGCGGCAGCAGUUUGUGAGAAUUCCUCAAAGCGUCCUCGGUGACGCAACAGUUGUUUGUUAGCGAAAAUAAUGUUUCUGCAUGCAGAGAAAGCUGCUAAACAAUGUUCACUUAUUAGCUUUUGUAGUUUAGGGCAGCACGUUUGUUAAUAUUUUAUGUAAUCGCUGAUUUUCUGUAGCUUUUAAAAAACAGACUAUUUCAUUAUUUAUUUGUUUAGUUUUAGAUAAGUACUAUUAGAGAAACAAACAAAAUUAAAAAAAAAAUCUUUGAGUUUAAAAGUUAAGAUCAGGGUAUCAAAUUUCGAAGGUUUUUUCAAAAACUUUUAUGCAGACAUCCGUUUACCAAUUGAAAGACGACUAAAACUGUUAAAUCAAAACCCCACUUUUUACAGCUUAAUGUUAAGUCCGUUUAUUUGAUUCUUGAUAUAUAGCUACUAGAUAGGUAAAUUAAUAAAACAGAAGAAAAUCAUUUUUAAACUCAA
Molecule: messenger RNA, 5351 nt
Organism: Uranotaenia lowii
Lineage: Eukaryota; Metazoa; Arthropoda; Insecta; Diptera; Culicidae
Product: restin homolog
Exons: 5
Coding region: 233-4498 (1421 amino acids)
Source: RefSeq, a predicted model, not a curated record